Messenger RNA from Ixodes scapularis (black-legged tick), 1049 nucleotides. RefSeq names its product carbohydrate sulfotransferase 11. Gene Ontology annotation, cellular component: membrane. Lineage: Eukaryota; Metazoa; Arthropoda; Arachnida; Ixodida; Ixodidae. The coding region runs from base 1 to 969 and encodes 322 amino acids. The record is from RefSeq and is a predicted model, not a curated record. Gene Ontology annotation, biological process: carbohydrate biosynthetic process. Gene Ontology annotation, molecular function: sulfotransferase activity. The transcript is spliced from 2 exons.
AUGAAACAUCUCCUCAAGCUGCACGACGAAGGGAAGUACCUGGACUGGCUUCUCUGCAACCUGAAACUGCAGGUUUGCAAUCGUCCAACAGAGUGCAAGUAUAUGGAAGAAUACUGCAAUACUUCUAGACGCAGCGACCAUGACUUUGCGUUCAGAGCAAGAAGAGUCAGCAGGGUGUGUCAUACGUACCAGCUAACCUUGGCGGAUCACAAGAGGCGCUUCAACAAGCGCAACUUAAGCUGCGAACAAUUACCCGUGUUCUACAACAACCGAGAAUGUUCCUUCAUCAUCGACUCCACAAAGAAAGUUGGCUACUGCUACAUCUGCAAAGUUGCAUCCACCACAGUCAAGGCCAUCUUCGGUCAACUGCUCAACAUCAGUCACAUGGGAAACACACUUGACAGUAUACACACUGCCUUUCAUGAGCAUGUCCGCACAGUCUCACCAAUGACGUUUCUACAGAGGAGCAGCCAGGAGAGCUACAGAACCGCCAUGUUCGUGAGGCACCCCUUCGAGAGGCUAGUUUCAGCUUACGUGGACAAGGUGCUAGGCCCGCGUGCUGAAAAUGUCUACUUUUAUGAGCACUACUGGAACGACAUGCCUGGCGUCAGGAACACGGGCCGGAACGUGACCUUCCCGGAGUUCAUCGAUUAUAUAUUGAAUCAGACAGUGAACCAGAUGAACGCUCAUUGGACUCCGUACUACGUGACGUGUCAGCCUUGUGCCGUCAAGUACGAGUUCGUCGGAAAGCUGGAGACAGGAAACAGGGACUUCGCGCUUUUCUUUGAAACGCUGGGUUUACGGCUCGAGGACAUUCCGCAGCAAAACAAGGGUAGCGACCACGGGUUCCGCAAAUCUGCCCGAGAGUUUUUUAAGGAGCUCACUUUCGAUCAGGUGAUGCGUCUAUAUGACCGGUUCUUCUUCGAUUUCGAGAUGUUCGGGUACGACUUCAGGGACUAUCUGCACUGAAAUUGCACGCGAAACCGAAGGAUAAGGCCAACUUCGAAGAGGGUUUUUCACAGCCGGUGCUUCAACGAAUCUGCAGUCGA